AUGUCAUCUGCUGAAAUGUUAAUUACCUGUUCAAUGUUUAUUGCAUUUGGUCAAUUGGAGGGAUAUGAUAAAAGUCAAGCAUGUGCACUUGGUUUAGCAUGUUUACAAAAAGCAGCAAAGAAUUCACCCAAUCAAAUUCAAAUAUUUCACAUCAUGCUAAGAAUGGAAGAAUUGGAACAUUUAGCCUUUCAUGGAAAUAAUUUGGAAGUUUUAAGAAGAUUGGAAACUUUAGAAAAAAAGGUAAAAAUUUUAGGAAGAGCUCACAAAACAUUUUUUAAAGAAUUAUUGAAUGAAAAGCCAAAAAUUACAAAAUUGGAAAAUAUCAAUCGUACAUGUUGUGUACUUUACAAUGAAUGUGAUAAGAUUUAUGAGAAUUUAUUGAAUAUGAGUAGAAAUAAUAAGGCACUUUUGAAAUCUUAUGCUUCCUAUUUGGAAAAAUAUAAAUGGGAAUUCCAAUUAGCUCAGGAAUUUUAUGAGGAAGCUCAAGAGGCUGAAGAAGAUAAGAAAACUGCACAAAUUAUAUUGAAAUCUAGACGAAAGUCAAUGAAAGGUGAAAUUCCACAACCAAUUCCAGAAUCAGCAAGUAGAAGAUUCAGUAUCACCAAUACUUCAUAUAUGAAUGAUGAAAAUUGGGAUUCGGUUAGUUGUGCAGCAGCUGAAGAGAAUGAAGAUAGAAAGGAUAAUAUCAUUAGAAGUGCUAUUAAUACUCCUAUGAAUACUUUGAUUUAUUCAUUAUCUUUCUUAUUGAUUAGUUUAGUUUCAAUUAUUGCUUUGGCUAUCAUUGCACCAAUGGCAUUGAGUUAUUCUGCAACCAUUGAUAUUAGAAUGUCAAUGCAAGAGAAAGUAUGCUUAAUGUCAGGUGUUCCUUACAAGAUGCUUUCACAAAUCAAAGCCCUCCAAUCAGAACAUGCCUUGAGAGGUUUCAUUUCUCCUCAAAUGAAAAAUUCAACCUAUACUCAAACUAAUCUCAUGUUAGAUUUAACAGAAGAAGUAAUAAGUGCAGGAAGUAAUGGUAAACUAAUUCCAGAAGUAGUCCAAGCCUAUUUAAAUAGUGAAUAUAUUGUAAGCAUUCCAAUUAAGAAUUAUUCACUUGAAAAUACUUCAAUUAUUCCUGAAUAUUCACAAACUAAUACUUCACUAUCUUUCUAUAUGGGUACUAUUCUAGCUCAGGGUAGAAAUGUUCUGUUACAAUUUUCAGAUUUGGAAACUUUGACAACUCAUUUGGAUAACAAUUAUCCAUUUUUAUUUUUCUAUUACAAUAGAAUGGUCAUGACAAAUGCAUUUAACAAAUUUUGUACAACAUUUGUGAAUGCUAGUGUUGAUUCAUUGGAUCAGAAUUUCAAUUCUUUAUUAAUUGCUUCUUGUUCAGUUAUGGUAGUUUAUCUAUUUUUGGCAAUUUCUUACUUGUUAGUAAUGCGUAUGCAUACUAAGAGAAUUACUAUGGAAAUUAAGGGCGUAUUCAAAAAGAUUCCAAAAGAUGAAAUUGGAAAAAUUUAUCAUAAUUUUGAUAAGAAAUUGGACGAUACCAUGAAUUCAUUGAAUUCAUCCAUAUUGAAACCUAAUCGUUUAAUUAUUUUAUCAGGUUGUGUUACCAUUCUAAUAGUUUGUAUGGGUAUUAUUUUGAUUCUCAUUGAGUAUAAACUAAAUUCAGAUAGAGCUUCACUUUCAAUGAAUAAUCUCAGUAUAAUUAAUAGUGUAUUAUAUAGAGUUUCAAGUGUUAAUUUCAGAGUUAAUGAAAUGAUUCAAAGAUCAAAAUAUAGUCAAUUGACUACUUUUAAUCAAUUGAGAGAUUCAAGUGUAACGGAUAUUCAAGCUAUUCAAAAAUAUUGGUAUUCCAUAAUUUUGGGAAAUGAUAAAUCUGGUUAUCAAUCAGCAGUGGUUGGAAAAUAUUCAGAUAUUGAUGCUCAAUUGAGUAAUACAUGUAAUGAUACUAUUGAAAUGAAUUUUGCAAACACUACUAAUGAUAACUUAUGUUUUGGAUUGAAUGAUUUCAUUACUGAAUUCAUUUCUAGAGCUACUGAAUUGAAUGAAGAAGCUUUUAAACUAUCUGAUUCGACAAGUGACUUGACAAGAAGAUAUAUUGAUAGACUUUUCUAUCUUUCUCAAGUAUUGACUCAACAAUUAUUAGGAUUUGUAUCUAAAUUUGUUGCUCAUGAAAAAACUGCUCAAACUUACAUUACAGCAACUUCAAUUUCUGUUACAAUUAUUGUAAUCAUUGUAAUGGGAGUAUUGUGUUUCAAUUCUUUACUUAGUUUUUGGAAGGAACGAUUCUGCUUGAGAAUGCUAUUGAAUUAUCUUAAUAUGGAAGUGAUUGAAAACACUUUCCUAUUGAAGGAAUAUGUCAUGUCCAAUUCUGUUUCAUUUUCAAAUACUACAACAAAAAUUAUGGGAAAGCUCAAUAAGAUUCAUUCAGAGGAUAGCUCAACAUGUGGUGAUGAAUCCAUUCUAAUGGUCAAAACAGUACUCAAUGGAGGUGUCGAUGCAAGUAUUCUUUGUAAUAGAGAAGGAAGUAUUACAAUAUUUAAUAAUGCCGCUGAGGAAAUGUUUGGUUAUGCAAGAGCUGAUGUUUUAGGUGAUGCAAUUCAAACUCUAUUCACAGAAGAAUAUUCAUCUCGAUUGACCAAAUUAAUGAGUUCAGAAUCAACAUGUAAAGGUGAUACCUUCGAAGCUAUUGGAUUACGCAAGAACAAGUCAACCUUCAACUCAAAAGUCAGUGUUUCAGUCACAACCUACGAUAAGAAACCCAUGUUAAUUGCCUUUAUUAGAGAUGUAACUCCUGAAAAGAAACUAAAUUUGUUAAUUUGUGAAGAAAAAAAGAAGAGUGAAGAUUUAUUAUUGAACAUUCUGCCACAAGCAAUGGCUUCACGAUUGAAGAAUGGUGAGACGAAUCUGUACGAAAAAUUCAAUGAUAUUAGUGUAUUUUUUAGUGAUAUGGUUGGUUUUACAUCGAUGAGUUCUGGAAUGCAACCAAGUGAGCUAGUUCAAAUGCUCAACUCAAUUGUGCAGGGUUAUGACAAGUUGACAGAAGUUCAUGGAAUUGACAAGAUUAAAACCAUUGGUGAUGCUUAUUUUUGUGUUGGUGGACUUCAGGCAAGCAAAACUUCUGAUCAUCCAGAAAAGAUGUUGGCAUUUUCAAUUGACAUUAUGUCAUUUUUAAGAAGAACUAAUGCUUCCACUAACAAACCAGUUAAUAUUAGAGCAGGAAUUCACACAGGUGAAGCAGUAGCUGGCGUAAUUGGAUUUAAAAAGUUUGCCUAUGAUUUGUGGGGAGAUACUAUUAACACAGCUUCAAGAAUGGAGUCAACCGGAGUUCCAGGAAGAAUUCAAAUUUCCAGAACAACCUAUGAAAGAGUUUACGAUUUGGGUUUUGAAUUUGAAGAGAGAGAACAGGAAGUGAAAGGAAAAGGAAAAAUGAAAUGUUACUUGUUAUCGAGUAAACAUCAUGAAAAUCCAAUGAAUUUUCAAGAUGAUGAUGUGAAUAUUAGAACAUUUCAGAGUACAGAGUUUUUGAGUUUGAAAGAACAUCACGAUUGUAAAUAAACAAGUAUCUUGUUGGU
Messenger RNA from Naegleria gruberi, 3557 nucleotides. RefSeq lists its product as uncharacterized. Gene Ontology annotation, molecular function: phosphorus-oxygen lyase activity. NCBI's taxonomy places the organism in Eukaryota, Heterolobosea, Eutetramitea, Acrasida, Naegleriidae. The transcript has a single exon. The record is from RefSeq and is a predicted model, not a curated record. Gene Ontology annotation, biological process: cyclic nucleotide biosynthetic process; intracellular signal transduction. Bases 1 to 3540 code for a protein of 1179 amino acids.